Messenger RNA from Bemisia tabaci, 7551 nucleotides. Its product is annotated as proteasome activator complex subunit 4. Gene Ontology annotation, molecular function: proteasome binding; peptidase activator activity. Lineage: Eukaryota; Metazoa; Arthropoda; Insecta; Hemiptera; Aleyrodidae. Gene Ontology annotation, cellular component: cytosol; nucleus. Gene Ontology annotation, biological process: proteasomal ubiquitin-independent protein catabolic process. The record is from RefSeq and is a predicted model, not a curated record.
UCACUGAAGUCUGAAGUUAACUAAGUAGUACAUGUAAUUUUUAUAUUUCAUUAUAAAUUACAUUUCAAAACAGCUUAGUUCUGUUUUUUCAAAUGUUGUGCUUAACUCUUUUUAUAAGAAAUUGCAUUUUCAUCAUGUGCCAACAAGUGUAGUCGGUGUAGUAUACAGGAACCGCUCAUUUUUUUUUAUGCACAGUCAGCUUCUGAAUUCCAACCUCAAACUGAUUGGUAAACAGUAGAUUAUGUGGACUUAAUUUACCUCUGACUAAAUCAUCAUCACAUCAUCAUGGGAUGAUUAUGCUGAAAAGAGACUCUGCUGUAUUGCUCAUGAUUUACCAACCACCCCUUUAGUGAAUUGCCAAGUUUUUUGAGCCAUUUGUGAAGAUGGAAAACUCGGACGAGAAAAGUUUCUUGGAGCUUCGUACUCAGCAGUUGGGUUUCAGACCACAAAAGGAAAUUCCAUUUAACAAAUAUCUUCCGUACGCUGAUGAAUUGGAUGCUGAAUCUGAACAAUACUUGGCUGAAAUCAAAGCAAAUCUAGCAAGGGCUAUCAUGCUAAGAGAAAUGGAACCUGGCAUUGACAUUUGGAGUUUUCGACUGGAAAAGUACAUUGGAUUGUACGGGUUCAAAUUUUCUAAGGAAGACCACGUUGCUUUCAUCAAAGUUUUUUACGAACUGCUAAUGAUCCCUGAUCUAGAACAUGCAUAUAUCCAGACAUUUUGCAAAACACUUAUCUUACUUCUGAAGAAACCUAAACUGAUUUCACCGGAUGACUUAGUGCUACCAUGGAAACCAUUAUACGAUUUGUGUGAACGAUUGCUGUCUAACAGUGCUGUUAUUGUUGGGAUGUACCGCUACCUGUCUGUCCAGCAACGUCGGACCCUACGUAGUGUAAAGCAAUUAUUAGGCGAAUUAGUACAGUUUACCGGUCCCAAGACCUUGGAAGGAUAUCUGACAGAACUCGUGUACAUGGCUGCCCUGUAUUUUCCACCUGAAGCAACUCAAGAGAUGUUGGAUCUGUGGAGACCGAAGCUUUGUCCCUUUGAUGGUGACAGUAUCACCGAUACAAUCGAAUAUUGUGAAUGGUUCUUACCAACAAUGCUUCGUCCAGAUCAAUCACAUCUCGGGUACAAGUUGUGGUUCCACGAGUUUAUGAAUCUCUGGGAUCGCUGCAACAAUUCCCUGAAAUGGGACCAAGAAAUGAUGUCUCUAAUGACCGGUUUAGCUGAGAACAAUAUUGGUUACAUAGAUUGGGAGCCAUAUAUACCAACGAUGUUUACACGGUUCUUACGAUCACUCCAUUUACCGGUGUAUUAUAGGCAGGUGACCACUGGAAGGUAUCCUAACAUUAGCAUGGAUUUGAUAGCAAGAUGGAUUGUCAGUGUUCUGGGUGGUGGUAGCAGUGCUCAAACUUAUUUGAAUCAGUUAAUGAAAGCCUUAGAAUCUUAUUUUCACCCCGCUAAUUUUGGCCGAUGGAUUCGAAACUUGAAAGAAUUUGUAAAAGUGUUACCCUCAUGUUUCAUCAAAAGACUGCACCGGGAAAGAAUCAAGAAGCCUACGUGGGAAACACCUAUUCCAGAUUCACAUAAACUGACGGAAGAAGAUAUAACAAAUUUUGUUGAGUCUUUGAAACCAACAGUUUUAAGAGCUAUGUUUUCAAAAAUGAACAUGAGUGAUGUCAGCAGUGCUGUGAAACAUUUGUCAAUAUUACGACCUGAAUUAAUUGUACCUGCAGUUAUUGACAGAUUUUAUGCAACAAUAGAUUCUUUGACUGAGCCCCACAAAUUCACUGCCGCAAUGAAUGGAGUAGCAGCUGUGGCAAGGCAGCUUGUAACUGGAGGAGAAGGUGCCUAUCCGCAGGGUCCAACGCAUGUGGUCCCAAUUUUGUUCGCAACACUCCCCGGAAUUGAUCCGAAUGAUGUUAAGAAGAGUUUCUUCACUUUUCAGCUCAUUUCAACUUUCUCUAUAAUGGUGCCUUUUGUCGACUGCUCUGCAGCCUCUCAAUAUCAUGAUUUGACGCCAGAAGAAGAAAUAGUAUGCAGUUCAACAGCUCAAUUUGAAGAUUUUGUGCUACAGUUUAUGGACAGAUGCUUCACGUUGAUUGAAAGCUUCGCCCUUGAGGCCACCCGUCUUGAUCGUAAAUCUGCUGAUAGACGAUCAAGGAUGGAAGCAGGUGUAGAGCAAGGUCUUGCAUCAACUUUUGGCUCAAUUUUGCACCAAACUUCUGAUGAAAUAUUUGCUGCUGCUCUCUCUAAAUUAAAAUCUUUCGUUACCAGUUCUAUACUAGAGGUGAAAGUUGCGGGUAAAUAUUUAGCAACACUCUGCCAUCUGUUUGCAUACAUUAGACCACAUGAAACUUUAGAAAGUUUACUACCGCACGUCUGUAAUAGUAUCAUACGAUUAACCGAGUCAGAUGAAACUUUGAAGGAGGAAACUCUGGAUGAUGAAUUGAUGUACUAUUUGUUGCUGCUUCCACAAAUAUCGUCCGUCAAAUGUGGUGCUCUCAUCAAGUACAAAGACUUGCUGAUAAAAGUUUUAGAUCGCACUCUGAAAUUGAAAUGUAGUGAUGGUUAUGGUUUUUCCUGUACUCUUCUGGUGAAUGUUUUGCAAGGGGCUAUAAAUAUUGGGCCCACGGAAUUUCGUUGCAUUAUCGAAGAUUUUAGAAGUAAACCGCUGUCAGAAUUUCUCCCUAUCAAACACUGGGGCAAAUCAACCAGCUAUCAAAGACUGAAAAUAAAUUGGAAUCGUCCUGGUAUAGAAGAGAAGAAUUUUGUCGAAUUCAUAACACAUAGAUAUCUGCCAACGGAGCUAGAAAGAUUGAAUCAAUUCAUUGAUGGCAAAAUUACUUUGGACAAAGAGGAACUGAAGCGGUGUUUGACGAUAGUAUUCUCGAUCAGCGUAGGAAAUCCUCUUCUUCCUUGUUGGAAAGAUGAAGAACCUUUGAACUUGAAAGAAUCAUGCUCUUCUCUCUCACCAUGGGAUGUGAAGACGGGGUUAUCAGGACUUGAGGUAACAAUGCCAAACGGUGAUAACGCGCUUAAGACGAUUGCAUCAACAGUUCUGCGAUUACAAGAUAAGCUCCUUGAUUCUUGCGAAGAUGACACGCAGUCUUUGUUCGUACUGAUUGGUAUUUAUGAUGUACUAUUGUUCGGCCUUUACCGAAUAAAAAAUGACAUUGACAAUCAUUUCCGAAUGUAUAUCACAAUAAAGAAGCAACUAGACAAUAGAUUAAGCAAAGGAAAAGGCCAUCUGAGGUAUUUGUUGAUCGAACGCGUUGCAUUUCAGCAUCGAUAUCGGCAAAUAUAUUCCUCACCGGUGUUCACUGAGACCCAUCAACGGAUCCUAUCAAAAUUAGUUACCUUAGCCACAAGCAGAUAUAGCCAGGUGCGAAUUAUGUCGCAGUCAAAAGUUUUCCAAACUUUAGAGUAUUACCAAUAUUCAUACUUGACAAUCAUUCCAGAGUUAAAACGACUGUUAUCCCUUGACCCUAACCAGUAUCACGAGCAGUUCAAGGGAUCGUUACAUCUUUUAUUAGGUGAUAAAACGGAUCGACCUCUAAUCGUGAAGUAUGACUGGGAGGUUUUAUUAGCUGUAUGGCCUACCAUUGUUCAAACCAUUCCAUCUGAGAAAUUAUCUGUGAUUCACCUCCUGGAGAGGUUGACUGAUGUUGUCCGUAAAAAUUUCCCUACGAUAGGAAUAACCCAAGAGAUUCCUGAUAGCUGUAUCGCUCCAGCUGCUCAACUUGUAACUGCUUCAAAGCCUCUACCUUCCAUCAAACUGCCGAGUGAAGAAGAAAUUAAAAUUGGAUCAAAGAAAUUGUCAGAACAAAACGAAAGGAACAAGAAAAAUUACUUCGCCCUUUUGCAUUCCUUAAAUGAACUAAUCAACACUAGAUCUUUGCAUUGGCGAUUCCACAGCAUGGCUUUAUCAUUCUUAAGGGACUUGGUGCAUCUUGAUGAAAACUAUCCGGCCGAAGUAGUAUCAACGUUUCUCAACAAUUUGAUACAUGAUCAGCUAGAUCUAAGAAAAAUAGCAAUAAGGUGUGUCAUUUUUGUCUUGCAACAACAAAAAAGAUCCCGAGUAAAAAUAACUGUGGAUCCUUACAAGAUUAGUGGUGUUGAAAAGCCCUCCAGUAGAGUAGUGCCUGGUAACCGUGAGGACAAUAAAUGGCUGACAUACUGCCCAGAAAACAUCCCGAAAAAUUCCGAAGAGUGGGACCAAUCACGUUAUGUGCAUAAACAUUAUUUUGGAUACUAUUCAUGGCCCACAGAAGUGAAAGUGAGCGCUCCCUACAAAGAUCAACCCCCUCUAGACAGAAAACCAGAAGACCUGAAUCCUUGCGAGAGAAAAAUUUUUGAAUUUUUCAAUGAUCCCAACUUUGUCGCAAAACUGGUAGAGUUCUUGUCAUUAGAAGAAAGGAAAGGCAAAGAUAAAUUUGAUGCCCUGAAAUUCUCCUUGUUCAAGGGUCUUUUCCGUAACUACGGUGACACUUUCCUGGAGCAUUUCAAACCUCAUAUCGAAAGGUUAGUGUCAGACAAGCAAGAGUCUAGUCAGCGUUGUGGAGCAGAAAUGAUUACAGGUUUGAUACGAGGCUCAAUACACUGGCCCUAUGAAAAAGUAGCUAACUUAUGGGUCUGGCUCAAACCAACACUGCGCACUGCUCUAUCAAACAUGACAGUGGAAACAGUCAACGACUGGGGAGUUUGUUUUGCUACUUCGUCUGAAAGCAGAGAUCCAAACAAACUCCAUUGGUUGAUAGAAUUAUUACUAGAAGAUCCUAUACCUGAAGAAGCAUCUUUCAUCAUUUGUGGCCGUCUAACGGCGUUACAAGGUGUGCUGAAUCAGCAGUCAUGGCGGGUCUGUCAUGCAUAUCACCAGCUAUUGGAAAUUGUGAAGAAAUAUCUCACUCACGAAUUUCAAAAUGUGCGAGAUAGAUUAGGAAGUGUAUUGAGCAACAUCUUUAGCACAGAUUUGCGGUUACAAGAUGAAAGUAACUCGAAUGCGCCUCAGAUAGAUCAAUUUUUAGCUGAAUUCAUUCCCCAAAUCGGAGUUCUCUCUUCUGUUGCUCUUCAAUCUGAUGCUGUGGUCAGUGAAGCGAUGGAUGUAGAUGAACCAGGAGAAGGUAGCUCUCAAAUCAAGGAAGAACCAAGAGCUGCAGAAAAUCAUGUGUUGGAUGAUAAACAGAAAGAUGCCAAACUUAGAUUGUUUAAAACUAUUUGCAAAGGGACUUUAUCCACGCUUUGUCUUGCGCCAUAUGGAAUUCGACCAAUCUAUAUGGAAUUAUUCCCUCUUCUUUGUCUCAUGGAAAACUAUGAAAAUGAUGAUGAGAUGAAGAAAGUCUGCAAAGCGCUGAUAGCAUUUCUGUCUCAAACCUGCCUUCCUGCUGAUUGUGUUCCUUCUGCCAUAAAUGCCAUCGAAAAGGUCUUUAAUAGUGGUUCCUGGUCAGCAAAACUGGUAUCUCUAGAUUUCACCCAAGUAUUUAUCUUUCACAACAUGGCCUUGAUCAUCAGUAAUCCAUUGUGGAUUAAGCAGGUGUCAGAGAUGGUAGAGAAAUUAUUAGAAAAUGAACGUGUGGAGGUGAGGGAAAAAGCCGGAGAGGUAUUGAGUGGUCUGCUGCAUUGUGGUUUUAUUUCAAACCCAACUGAUUUAUUGGCAAGAUUCAAGAAGGUUUGCAAAACAAGUUUACGGAAGAAAAGCAAUUUGUCCGUCAAAGCAGGCAACAACAUCGAUCAUAAUUUAAUUGCCAAGAAGCAUGCUGGAGUGUUGGGACUGUGUGCCUUCAUCCGAGCUAGUCCUUAUGAUAUCCCAGAACAUUUACCCGAAAUCAUAUUAUUAUUGGGUGAUCAUUUGUCAGACCCGCAACCUAUACCUGCAACAAUUCGUAAAACUCUAGGAGAUUUCAAACGAACUCAUCAUGACGACUGGGAUACCCAUAAAACAAAAUUCACAGAAGAGGAGCUUUUGAUCAUCAGUGACCUAGCAAUACCUCCAUCUUAUUUUGCUUGACAGUCCAGUCCUGUAUUCUUCAACACUGAGUUGUAUUUUUGGGUCUAAUGUGCAGCUAUGAAAUGAAGUGUUUCCAGUAUUUUUAUGAUCCUGCAGAUGUAUUCGGUUUCCGAUAAGAUAGGAUCAGUUUUGAUGUAGACACUAACUUCAUCUCUGUAAUAGGCAUGUCUCUUUGUGCUGGAACAAGAUUCUGUCAGUUGCUACCAGGAGUGCAAUACAUUAGACUUAAAUUUAUCAUAAUCUCACUCUAGAAAAUCAUGCCUUUCAACAGAUCUAUCUGUCAACUCAGAAAAUGUUCAUCAUUGAAGAAAAUAAGUAAAGAUUUUUCAAAGAUAAAGAAAAAAGGCGCUCAUCAAUUGAUGUAAUUAUUCUAAGUCCCACGUCCCACUCUUUCUGAGUAAACAUCCUUGGCCCCUCCCCUCUGUUGUUCUACCAUUUGCCUUCAACAGAAAUUUUUGCACUUUCGACAUCCAGUUUUUUAUUUUUAACUGUGUUUCAAAGUUGUGCACGAAUUUAAUUUUUUUUCUAUGCCUUAUUGAAAUGUACCCUCUGCGAGAAAAAUUAUUCUUCUGUAUUAACAGUCUCUUUUUUUUCUUUUUAAAAAAUAAUGAUAAGAGCUUUGAUGAUUUGAGUAUUGAUUCAAUAUUUUUUGCUGAGAUUUUAAAAAACUUACCAUAUAUUUUGACGAUAAAACUGGGUGAAAUUCGGUGGUAGGGUGUUAGAUGACUAGCUAUUCUAAUCCAUAAGGCUGAUCCAUUCUAUUUUUCAAUCUGUCACUCCUCAUCUUAUCUGAAUCCAGUCGCUGAAUGACUUGACACCCUCAGUUUUUUAUUUUCUCCUGAAUUCUCAGAAACAGCUAUUUCUUUCUGCGUCAUGUUCAGUAUUUUUACAAGCUUUUUCAAUGGUGUCCCAUUAUCAACUUGUAUCGGAAUUCGACUCAUACCUAUCUAAAUUCUUGUACCCUGUAAGUAGAUUAUUCAGCGUUGAUUUUUAACACAAGAAGUCUAUGUCUCUUGGAUUAAAGCAUAAUCAAGAAAAUAUAUUUGUUGACUUUAGAGUAAUCACCUAUAAAAUUAAUGAAAGCAAUCAAUCGCUAAUUUUAUUUAAAGCAAAUGUAAACAAUCCUGGUUCCAAAAAAAUAAAUUAUUGAAAGCAAUUAAUCACCACUUACGUUUUAAACAUAUUUUUUAGGCGAUUCAUCAUCCAAAGGAAUGAAUUUUAUUGCAAUUAAAGUAUCUGUUUUUGUAAAAUCAGUCAAGUGUUCUUUACAACUUUUUGCUCGAGGCUCUCUAAAGCCAUUUUCAAUUCAAAAUUUUCUUUUCUCUCUCAAUUUUAUAGAUUUCUAAAAAUAUUUUAUACUUCUCUCAAUUUACUUUUAAGAUACUAAUGUAAGACUUCUUCUAAGUUUCCGAUUAUUUGUGGUUCUUACUCGUCAAUUUAGUACGUAAUCAAAGCAUUGUUUUGUUAAUCUUAAACAAUUUUUAUUGUUUUCUUUUUAAUUUUUAUUGUUUCAAAUUGAAUAAAACCUGUGUUUGCAUCUGUUGCA